Sinocyclocheilus anshuiensis is the source of this 3798-nucleotide messenger RNA. It is a transcript of the gene nrde2, whose product is annotated as NRDE-2, necessary for RNA interference, domain containing. The coding region runs from base 238 to 3711 and encodes 1157 amino acids. The record is from RefSeq and is a predicted model, not a curated record. The transcript has 15 exons. Lineage: Eukaryota; Metazoa; Chordata; Actinopteri; Cypriniformes; Cyprinidae. Gene Ontology annotation, cellular component: catalytic step 2 spliceosome. Gene Ontology annotation, biological process: regulatory ncRNA-mediated heterochromatin formation; RNA processing; negative regulation of RNA catabolic process. Gene Ontology annotation, molecular function: protein binding.
UACGUUAGACCUGCAAUGCGUCAAGCCAUUGCGCUCAGUGUGUCCCGGAUCACGCAGCACUGGAACCGGCGGGCCAACAAGCCCUUCGGUUAGACAGGACAGGGCUGAUUAAAUUUCUCUCCCGGGAUCAGCUCUCAUAUUAUAGACUCACCGUGAGACUCCUUCACAUCCACAAAGCUAAGGUCGCAGGCGGAUGACGUACCCGGCGCGCGUCUGUUUUGAUCUGUGUGAAGUAACAUGGCUCUUUUCCCGUCCUGCGCUGAACUGUCAGGCAAUAACAGCUCUACUGGGGAUAGAGCUCCAGCAGAUCUGGAAUGGCUGAGUAAUCAGAGCUUCAGCAAACAAGAUGCUUUGAAGACUCAUCAGCGGGCCACAGAGAGAGUGCAAGCAGAGGCAGAAGAACCAGCAGGCACAAGAGAGCAGAAGUGUAAAGAGAGAGAAGAUAGCCAUGGCAGAUCGAAUAAGAGAAAGAAAGAAAAGAAGAAAAAACAGAAGAAGAAGAAGAGCAGAGAUAACUCGGAGAGCGGUGGAUCUGAAUCAGACACAGUUUACCCCAGCGACCUGCUAAAAAAGGAGAACGCUGACAGAGAGGAAGCUCAAGUUCGGGUGAGCGAGACCUUUAUGUGGCUGGAUGACCUCCAGACCCCCUCUGACUCCCCCUUCUGUAUUGACAGAAGAGCUGACCGUGCCAACUGGGAAUACAAAUCCCUCUAUAGGGGAGACAUAGCCAGGUAUAAGAGGAAGGGAGGCUCUUGCCUGGGGUUAGACUUCAGGAUGCAGGCUGUGAACUGGAAUGAUGGAGGUCCAGAGAAGAAGCGAGUGGACAAGAAACCCGAGCGCUAUUUCUGUCCUUCCACCCGUCAGUUGCUCCGGUCAGAUAGUCUGCCUGCUUUGCCUGUACUCUCUGAGGGCAUUGCUGUCAGCUCUGAUUCCUACAUCAAGCUCUCAGCCUGCACUGUAGAGCAGGGCUCUUCCACCCAGGCACCCGUAUCAUGGGUAAAUCCGCUGGGCAUCUAUGACCGUGGAACCUCUUUAUGGCUGGAGGGCAAGGGUCAACCGGAGGUCAAGGGAGAUCAGCAGGAUGUUGAGGCUCAAAGGAGCAGCAGCACCCUUCUGAGUGCACGGGUGGAAGAGUUUAACAGGAAGCUACGGGAGAAUCCUACGGACACCCAGCUGUGGCUGGACUUUAUACACUUCCAGGAUGAACUGGCCUUUGGUUCUGGGUCAUUCUCUGCUGCCAGUGACACUGACAAUGAUGGUGACAUGAAGAAGAUGUCUCUUCGUGCCGUGCUGGAGAAGAAGCUGUCCAUUGUGGACAGGGCAGUGGAAAGUAACCCUGCCAACGUAGACCUGAAACUGGAGAAACUCCACCUGUGCAAGGAACUAUGGGAGCCUGCCACCCUGCAGAAAGAGUGGAAGAAACUAGUGUUCAUCCAUCCAAACAGCGCCCCUUUAUGGAGGAAGUAUCUUCUCUUCACACAGAGUCUUUUCAGCACUUUCUCAGUGUCAAAGGUCAACAGCGUGUUCGGAAAGUGUUUAAGCACGCUCAGUGCAGUCCAAGAUGGCAGCAUGGUGUCUCACCCUCCACUUCCAGGCACCCAGGAAGACCUCUUAGAUAUCUUUCUACAGCAGUGCCAUUUCCUGCGGCAGGCGGGUCACACAGAGAAAGCUGUGUGUCUCUUCCAAGCCCUUCUGGACUUCACUUUCUUCAAGCCAGACAGCGUGAAAGACCUGCCCACUAGACAACAGGUGGAUUUUUUUGAGCCUUUUUGGGACAGUGGAGAGCCCAGGGUUGGGGAACGGGGGGCUCGGGGAUGGAAGGCUUGGAUGCUUCAGCAGGAGAGAGGAGGAUGGGUGAUUCCAUCUGAGCCAGGUGAUGAUGAUGAUGAAGAAGAGCAGGAUGACUCCGAGAUCAAAGACAAGACCUGGCCUAAGUGGAAGAUCUGGUUGGAUGUGGAGGCGUCCCGAGAGGCAAACCACUGGUUGCCAUGGAGACCAGAUAAAACCAAGGGCCAAUCAGAAGAGGACUGUGAGGACCCCGACAGGCAGGUCUUGUUUGAUGAUAUUGGCCCAUCUAUGAUUCGUGUGGACAGACCAGAUCUUCAGCUACAGUUGAUCCUGUCCUUCCUGCAGUUCCUAGGUCUGCCUGGACCUUCAGGGAAGUUCUCUACAACAUCUUCCUCAAACAUUCUACUGGACAAUCUAACCUUCCUUGAGGAGGGCCCAGACCCGGAGCGACCAUUGACCUCUUAUGACCUCCCGAUGGCUGGGAUCUGUGCAGUGGGUCACAUGACAUUUCUGAGUGACUGCAGGAGGCAGGCAGGGCUGUGUAAGGCAGGGGAGGAGUUUCUCCAGAACGUUCUACAGCAAACUCUCCAACUCAUCUCCGCACAGGAUCAAGCUGCUAUUACUCUCUGCUGGCUGCAGUAUGAGAAACUAAAGGUACUGAGAUGUUUACGCAGUGGAAAUAAAAGGCAACUGAAGUCUCAGGGGAAGCGUAGUAAACGGCUAGUGAAACGACUGCUAAAAGAGCCAGAUAACAGGAGCAGCCUGGCACUCUGGAGAGAGUAUGCCCAUCUGGAGUGGCUUCUGGGUAAUCUGGAAGAGGCACGCAAAGUAUUUGACACUGCCUUGGGCAUGGGCGUGACUAGAGGUCUUAAUGAUCCUGUUCUCUGUAAUCUCUGUUUUCUCUAUGCCCAGUUAGAGGUAGAGCAGGCCUUAAACAGUGGGACAGUCCCCACUUCCAAAGCUGUCUACAUUCUCACUAAAUUAGCUGAGGGUGCUGCCUACACUCCUUUCUCUGGCCAAAUCAACCCAGUGACCAUACUGAAGGCCAGAAAGGCCUAUGAGCAGGCCCUAUUGAGCUUUUUACCUGAGCAGAGCACAGGCAGCAAUGCUAGAGCUCCAAAGAAACUCCACAGAAUGUCCAGCCUGGUUGGAUGUUUUGGGCUUUUUCAGUACCUCACAAUGGGGAUAGAUGCAGCUGAUGCUGUGUACAAUCAGGCCAUCCAAAAACUGAUUUCCUGGAACUUGAAUUCAGAAGUGACAGAUGGAUCUCUGAGGAGACCCAAGGUCUUUGCAGACUGGGAGUCUGUUGCUGUCCAGCAUGUAUCACUGCUGCGCCACCACGCCAACACCAGUGUGUUUCCUCUCUCCCGGCUAAGACUGGCACUUACAGAUGCCCUCUCCUUACUGCCCUCCAGUGCCUCAUUAUGGCAACUCUACCUUCAAACAGAGAACCGCUAUCACAGCGCAGGCCGUGCCCGCAGGUUUUUCCACAGUGUGGCAAAGAAAACUGACAGUGUUGUGCCAUAUCUUUUUGCCAUUACUGCAGAGCAACGACUCAAACAGAUGCUGGACUCUGUUCAGAGGUCUCGUCUUCCUAGAGAAGCCCUGCCCACCCUGCCAAAUAAUGGUCUUAGCAACCGUAUCCGCUGUCUGUUUGAAAAUGCUACGGCAACAGAACAUGGGGCCCAUUGUCCUCUGCUGUGGAGAAUGUAUCUGAACUUCAUGGUAUGUGAUGGGAAUGCAGAGAGGGGCAGUGGAAUCUUCUACAAGGCCCUACAGGCAGUGCCCUGGGUAAAGGGCUUGUACAUGGACGCAGUGCAGCUGUUUCCUGAACGUGUGCAAGAGUUUUUAGACCUUAUGACUGAGAAAGAGUUGCGUCUGAGAGUGCCCAUGGAGGAGGUGGACAUCUUGCUGGAGGACUAGCCAUCAAAACCCUUCCCAUAACACACUAAAAAUCAAUAACCACUGCCCAAUAACCAACAGAAACGAAACAGUCUCUCUGAACAACAG